Molecule: messenger RNA, 1263 nt
Organism: Angiostrongylus costaricensis
Lineage: Eukaryota; Metazoa; Nematoda; Chromadorea; Rhabditida; Metastrongylidae
Source: the annotation of a GenBank genome assembly
AUGGUCGAUCAGGUCGAUCCACAUGAAUAUAGAUCGUUUUGUUUUCGUGGUGAAGGAAGAGCGAACUUCGUCAUCAGUGCCAAGCAUACAUCCUCGGGAAUAAGGAUCGUUUGGAGGUUUACGAAGGAAAGAAAAACCGGUCUUAUAUCAUGGAAAGCAAAAAGCGAACUGGUUAACAAGUAUAUGGAGAGGUUUAUAUCACCAUGCUUCGAUCCACGAUUUCUUGUGAAUUCGAAAAUCAUCGAGAUGACUAUUCAAAACGUACAUCACCUAGCCAAGAUUCCAUCUCUUCCUGCUAACCUCAAGAUAGAAACAUUCAGCGAGCUGCAAGCAUUUCCUACUGAUCUUUCGUUUUUUCCACUUUCCAGUGUUCCUAGAAAUGUUAUGAAACUAUCAGCUCUUGAAAUGAUUGAUGCCACAAGGAUUCCGAAGCAUUUGAUUUCUUAUAUCGGGCCAACAAUCACGGUGGAGAUAAAGCCUAAACAGGGGUUCUUCCAAAACCAUGCAACAGUUGACCUUCCUUAUUGCAACAAUUGUAUCCUACAGCUUGAGAAGUGUGGGUCGGAGCAUUUCGAGAAGAUGUACGAUUUUUGUCCUCUGGACCUAUUUUCUGGCAACCUCGCUCGAAUGAAGUUAGCCGUGGAGGCCUUGUUAAGGGUGCCACAUAGAAAUUUUCGUCUGUUCAUAGAUGGAAAUUUAGUUCAUUCUGAUGAGUCUUUGCUUGAUCCUGCUCUUUUCACCCAGACUUUGUUCCCAAGCGGUCAAGGUAAUACGGAUGACUUAGUUACAGUGUUGUGUCUUAUUUUGGCUGCUUGUGACGAUGUCCGUGAUUUUUCUUUGCGUGAUCAUUCAGUACUGGGUCAAAUUCUGGCUGCACAGAAAAUAGAUUCUGUAGGGAUUUUGAGAGCAAAUCAGAUAUACAGGGCCUUGCCUGCGUUUGUACAGAAGGAAUUAAAAAAUAAAAAUCGUCUUCCUGUGAUGGGUUUGGAAGUGCUGGAAGCAAAUGACGACCGUGCGUUGCUAGAGAAGUAUCUUUUAGCUGCUACAAUGAAGGAUUGCUCUGUUAGUUCAUUCUCGAGUACUGAUGAUGCUCAAAUGGUCAAACUAGCAAAUGGUUUAUGUUUCGCAUAUUCUGUGAAAAUUGUUGAUCUGGAUCCGAAGACUCCGAAGAACUUAGUCAAUGCCUUUGGGAGGUUUAUGGCUGGUGUAAAGAUGAUUCGUCUUGAGUCAUUUUCAAGACGGCCUUGUGUUGAUUACGUAUGA